AUGAUGAUCGUUCAAGGUUUUGUUCUACUAUUGCUGUUGUCAAUAGUACCUAGUAAUAGUCUUAUAUGUUAUGAAUGUGGAUGUGAUCAGGAUGAUACAACAACAUGUAAUUGUGAUACUACAAGUGAUAUAACUGAUAAUGAUUAUUGUGCUAUCCUGGAACAAAGAUAUGUUGGUACAACAUAUGUUCAAUUAAGUCGAAUCCCUCGCAAUUCAAGUUGGGUUUAUAUUGAAGAUCCUUAUUAUGUUCUUACACAAGAAUCUAUUAGAUAUAAUCUAACAACUAACCAAUGGUAUUUAUGGACAGGUAGUGUUGUAUUUGGAUGUGAUUGGGAUCUUUGUAAUUCUCCCAGUCUUAUCAAUUCAUUGCCUAAUUCAUUCAAGUAUAAUAUUAAUUCAACUUGGCUAAAUUCAAAUAUUUAUGGUACUGGUUCUGUUACUUCUUGUCAUCAUUGUGAUACAGAAGUAUGUGGUGAUGCAACAAAUCCGAGUGAUUUUGAUCAAUGUCAAAUGGUAACUUGUAACACUAAUGUAACAUCGUGUUUAGCCUAUGAUUUAUGGAAUAAUGUUGCUACGGGUGAACAAUGUUAUCAAUCACAAUGUGCACCAGAAUAUUUGAAUGGAGCAAAUGCUGAAAUUUAUGGUGGUAAAUACAGAAUUGAUAUUGAAGCAGUUGUUUAUUUAGCAAAAGAUCGUUCAAAAUAUGAUAUUUGGGAAUUAGAUGUAUAUUGUGCAGUUAAUAAUUGUACUCGCCCAACUAUUUUUCAAGAAGUAUCACAACAACUUACACUUGAAAUUGGUGAUCUAUCGGCAUAUCCACCUAUUCGGCCAUUACCAAUACAAACAACUACACCAAUACCAAAUCCUUUGAGAUGCUACAGCUGUGAUUGUUUUAAUCAGCCAACAUGUCCAUGUUCAUCAACCGUCGUAAGUUCACUUGAUUAUACUUAUUGUGUUAUUGUACGUGAAAAUUUUGGUCAACAAGCUUAUAUUUAUGCAGAUUAUCUUAAACUUGAUGCAACACUUAUGUAUAUUGAAGAAUUUCCAUAUGCACUUGUUGAAGAAUCAAUUGAUUAUAAUGAAAAAACUGGUCUAUGGUUCACUACAACAAAUUUUAUUGUUUAUGGAUGUAAUUGGAAUUUAUGUAACAAACCUGAACUUAUACCACUUUUACCAAAUAGUUAUCAAAUGCGUCUUCCAGAAGCAUGGUUAAAUUCAAGUAUUCUAGGUAGUGGACAACCAGUUAGUAAUUGUCAUCAAUGUCCAGAAGGAGCUCAAUGUGGUACAACUGAUUUUCUUGAGGAAAAUACAUGUCCAAUUCAAUCAUGUAAUACUACUUGUCUUGUUUUAGAUACUUACGAAGAUCCAGAAUAUGAUUAUCUAUGUUAUCAAUCUUUUUGUCUUCCACCUGAUACACAAGAUUAUCAAUUAGAUCGACAUAAAGUAGAAAUUGAAGGUAUUGUUUAUGCCAGUCAACAAAAUGUUGUUCACUUAUGGGAAAUAGAUAUUUAUUGUCGUGCUAAUGACUGUUCACGUCCUAGUAUAUUUAAAGAACUUCGUGAAAACUUAAGUGUAGUACCAGGUACUCUUGCUGCUUUAUUUAAUGAAACAUAUGAUCCAAAUAUUCCACAACGUCGAUGUUAUGAUUGCUAUUGUCAUAAUCAACCUAAUUGUACUUGUGAAAGAACAACAAUUAUGGCCGCAAAUCAAACUUAUUGUAUGAUUAUGCGUGAAAGCUAUGGUCAAGAUGUUUGGACUUCUUUAGGACAUAUUAGUCAAGAUUCAACCCGUGUGCAUAUCCAAGACUUUCCUUAUUUACUCGUCGAAGAAUCAAUCUUAUAUGAUGAACAACUAAAUCGAUGGGAUACAAUAACAAAUUUUGUUGUUUAUGGAUGUAAUUAUGAUUUAUGUAAUCAUCCAAGUCUUAUACCAUCUAUGCCAAAUAGCUUUCAAAUGCGUCUUUCAGAAGCAUGGUUAAAUACAAAUAUUAAAGGUACUGGACAACCAAUUCGUAAUUGUCAUGAAUGUCCUGAUGGACCUCAGUGUGGUCACAGUGAUUAUCUCGAUACAAGUCAUUGUCCUAUUAAGGAAUGUAAUACAACAUGUCUUGUUCUCGAUACAUUUGAUAAACCAAAUGAUGAUUUGCAAUGUUAUCAAUCAUUUUGUGCUCCACCUGAUUCCGAUGAUUUUCAUAUUGAUACACAUCGAGUGGAAAUCGAAGGUUUAAUAUAUCUUAAUAAACAACCACUUAGUGUUGAAUUGUGGGAAGUUGAUAUUUAUUGUCAAGCUGAUGAUUGUUCUCGACCAGAAAUAUUUACUGAACUUAAAUCUGACCUCACUGUCGUAAUAGGUGAUUUAAGUCCUUUUAAUCCGCAAACAUCAACAAGUUCGCAGUCCACAAAUAAUCCACCAACGACCACACAGUCUACAACUAAUCCACCAACGACCACGCAGACUACAAAUAAUCCACCAACGACCACACAGUCUACAACUAAUCCACCAACGACCACGCAGUCUACAACUAAUCCACCAACAACCACACAGUCUACAACUAAUCCAACAACGACCACACAGUCUACAACUAAUCCACCAACGACCACGCAGCCUACAAAUAGUCCACCAACGACCACACAAUCCACAAAUAGUCCGCCAACAACACCAUCAAAAGCAUCACUCCUGACAAGUGCCAGUUUAUUCAUAUCAUUAAUAAUAACAAUUUUUCUAAUGAACUUUCAUUGA
Messenger RNA from Adineta steineri, 2739 nucleotides. The record is from the annotation of a GenBank genome assembly. Lineage: Eukaryota; Metazoa; Rotifera; Eurotatoria; Adinetida; Adinetidae.